GAGCGGCUCAGAGAUUGGAGCAUACCAAGUCGUGACGGCCUGGGGGGAAGCAUGUAGGGAAGGGAAUAUGAAGGCUAAAUGCUCUGAAAGAGAAAUGACGUUAAGUCCGUUAUUCCCAUUACGUUAGUGUUGGGUGCUGGCAAAUAACGGAAAUUUCCACGUGCAGCAAAUACAGCUUUCCAGAGAGCUCUUGGGGGAAGACUAGCUCCACCCUACAGCAUCCGUGACCCCUCCCCUCAGCCGCGAGACCGCCCCUCCGCCCUCGCUUGUUGGUGGGCUCGGAGGGGGCGGAGCAGGGCCGAGCUGGCCACGCCACCCAGGGACAGCGCGCGCCGCCGCAGUAGUUGGGGCCAGCCUCGGGAAGGAAGCGCCUGCGGCGAGCGCGAGCUUCUGAGCUCCACGGGCCGAGCUGGCGGCUGGUUGGUGCUUACACCUUGGCCGCAGCGGCAGGUCCCUCCACGUGCUUUCGGCGGCGACAUGGAGCUGGAGGAGUUGGGGAUCCGAGAGGAAUGUGGCGUGUUCGGGUGCAUCGCCUCAGGAGAGUGGCCCACGCAGCUGGAUGUGCCGCAUGUGAUCACUCUGGGACUCGUGGGGCUGCAGCACCGGGGUCAGGAGAGUGCUGGUAUUGUGACUAGUGAUGGGAGUUCAGUGCCAACAUUCAAAUCACACAAGGGAAUGGGUCUUGUAAAUCACGUCUUUACUGAAGACAAUUUGAAAAAAUUAUAUGUUUCAAAUCUUGGAAUUGGACACACAAGAUAUGCCACUACAGGAAAAUGUGAAUUAGAAAAUUGUCAGCCCUUUGUUGUUGAAACACUUCAUGGGAAGAUAGCUGUGGCACAUAAUGGCGAAUUGGUAAAUGCUGCUCGAUUAAGGAAAAAGCUUCUGCGUCAUGGUAUUGGUCUGUCCACAAGUUCUGAUAGUGAAAUGAUUACCCAGUUACUGGCGUAUACCCCUCCUCAGGAACAAGAUGACACCCCAGACUGGGUAGCCAGGAUUAAAAAUUUGAUGAAGGAAGCACCCACAGCAUACUCCCUGCUUAUAAUGCACAGAGAUGUUAUUUAUGCAGUACGAGAUCCUUAUGGAAAUCGUCCCUUAUGCAUUGGUCGUCUUAUUCCAGUGUCUGAUAUAAAUGACAAAGAGAAAAAAACAUCAGAAACAGAAGGAUGGGUGGUGUCUUCAGAAUCUUGUAGCUUCUUAUCUAUUGGUGCAAGAUAUUACCGUGAAGUCUUGCCUGGAGAAAUUGUGGAAAUAUCCAGACAUAAUGUCCGAACUCUUGAUAUUAUAUCAAGGUCUGAAGGAAACCCAAUGGCUUUUUGUAUCUUUGAAUAUGUUUAUUUUGCAAGACCAGACAGUAUGUUUGAAGACCAAAUGGUUUAUACAGUAAGAUACCGUUGUGGCCAGCAGCUUGCGAUUGAAGCACCUGUGGAUGCAGAUUUGGUCAGCACUGUUCCAGAAUCUGCUACACCUGCUGCUCUUGCUUAUGCAGGAAAGUGUGGACUUCCAUAUGUGGAGGUGCUGUGUAAAAACCGAUAUGUAGGGAGAACCUUCAUUCAGCCAAACAUGAGGUUAAGACAACUUGGUGUUGCAAAAAAAUUUGGAGUAUUGUCAGACAACUUUAAAGGCAAAAGAAUUGUUCUUGUAGAUGAUUCAAUUGUGAGAGGCAAUACCAUCUCACCUAUAAUAAAACUGCUCAAAGAAUCUGGUGCAAAAGAGGUACACAUUCGAGUAGCUUCACCACCAAUUAAAUAUCCAUGCUUCAUGGGAAUAAACAUUCCUACAAAAGAAGAGCUCAUUGCCAAUAAACCAGAAUUUGAUCACCUUGCAGAAUAUCUAGGAGCAAACAGUGUUGUGUAUCUGUCAGUAGAAGGACUGGUUUCAUCUGUACAAGAAGGGAUAAAGUUUAAAAAACAGAAAGAGAAAAAGCAUGAUAUUAUGAUCCAAGAAAAUGGAAAUGGCCUGGAAUGUUUUGAAAAGAGUGGUCAUUGUACAGCUUGUCUCACUGGAAAAUAUCCUGUAGAAUUGGAAUGGUAGCUGGUAGGGUUGGAUGUGUGUAGUUUCAAGAUAGAAAGUUGGUCAAGAAGUUAUAGUGGUCACACCUCAUCUAUUUACUGUUACUCAGUUGGUACAAUGUAAAAUGCCAUGCUUAUGUUUACCUUUAUAAGUUUGGAGUUUUUUUGUUUUUUUUUUCUGAAAAGGAUACCAAAGUGCGAUAACUGAACAUCUCUAAUUGCAUAUAAUACAACAACAUGUGGUGUUCUUUUUUUUACACAAGCAUCGGCUAGCCUUUUUAACCUGGUCAGAGAAGGCAGGUGGUCACUGACAUUUGCCAAGUCCAUGCUUUAAAGGGUCUGCAAGAAGUUAGAGUUAAGGAGAGGUGAUGCCAACAAGACAGGUGAGUUAAAUAUAACAUUUCACACAAAGUUUGAAUAGAAUACAUUAUACCUCAUAGGUGUCUAGCCUCUACAGUUCUGGCUGUAGUUAUGACCUUGGCUUCCCUGUCUAACUGUAGACAAAUCUUCAAAAACCAACAAACAAACAAAAUAUAAUCUGUGGUGCCUCAGUUACCCCACAUGUGCAAUGGGAUACUUAGAUUAGAUUAAAUAAUUAAUAAGAAUAUGAAUAAGUGUCAUACUUUUGUGAUUUGAGCCAUCAUUUCACCUCUAAUUUUAAGACAGUUUAUGACUGUUAGCUUUCGAAAAGCUAAUGAUUAUUAACUUUUUGAAAUUAGUUUACAAUUAAGAUUUCAUUAUGAUGGAAGGAGACAUAAUUGGCAGAUCUUUGCCAUCUCUCUUUGAGAUGUCCUAAAAAGGGUUGUAAAAAUCUGUGAAAAAGUUUUUCUUACAUUUGACUAGAAAAUGUGAUCCAUAGUGCCCUGAUACUAUAAGCUCAGCAAGUAACCUGAUACAUUUGAAAUAAAAACUAGAUUUUUAGAUUCAAACAAUCCCUUUAUCCUUAAUUAUCAUAUGCUUUUUUAAUGAAGUGCUUGAUCACUUGCAAGCAUAUAUACAUGUAGAUGUACAUAUACAUGUACACAUAAACAUUAUUGCAAUUAAGUGAUCAAGUACAGACACAAUAGGGGCCAGUUUUGUUUAAGGAUCAAAGAGACAACCACUUUGGGGAAUUAGUAUCAUCUUAUAAUCACUUUUUUCUACUUUAUUAAGAUCUAAUGAGUUUGAUUUCUUUUUUGAAGUUUUUUCUUGUAACAUCUGAGAUUUAGAAGUUUAAGAUGACCCCACACCUUUGUUUAUGUAAGAAUUUUUAAACAUAAAAGUGUUUGUUUCUGUUAUGUUACCAUAAUUUGAUGUAUAUAGUGUCCAGAUCCAUUUAGAAAUUUAAUAUUUAUUAAUAACUGAAACUGUUUGUCUUCCUUUGGUAUAUAGUCUCACAUAUUAUAUUAUAGCAGGCCAAGAUAACAUUUUGACAACUCUUUAAGCCUACAUGCAGCAGUGGGUCAGAUAACCCUGUGGCAGUGACACGGGCAAAUUGGCAUUUGAAUAAAGCCCUGGGACCACCUCAACAUGUGCAGCCUCUUGUCUUAAAUGUAUUCCCCAUGGCAGCAUGGAGGAGGCAAGACCUGUGGGUCAAUUUUGAACUGGCCUUACUUUGAUUUUUAAAACACAAGAGACUCAGGGAAAGUACUAAACCAAAAUCUCUGAUUUUACUUUGCAUUUUCUGUAGUUUUUGUUUUACUGAGAUGCUUUUGUAAAGGAAAAAUAAUACUGUGACAGUUUGGUAAUUCUACAGAUUUCUUAAUAUUUCUCCAUCAUGGCCUUUUACUUCACAAUUUUCUGAAGUCUGAAUUCAAUUACAUUUUUUUUUUUUAACCAAUAUAAUCUCAAAUGUUGUUUAACUGCUUUAAAUUUAUAUACGUAGAGUAUUAGAAACUGCAGAGAUGAAAAAUGUGUUUUCACGGGAUUUAUAUUGUGAACUAAACUAAGCCUACUUUUUGUGACUUAUUUGUGAUGCCCUGUUGAUAAAUAUGUGUAAUAAGUAUGUUUAAAUAUGUGUGUGCUUUUUUUUUUUUUUUAAAUGGUGACUUUAGUUGGUGCAUUAUGGUAAACAGCAUGAAGACAACUUCUAGGCUCCAUUCUUGGCACCACCUAGUCAUAUCUUACUUCUCUGAUCCAGGCAUUUCAAUAAAUAGGCCAUCUCUUAUGAAA
Chlorocebus sabaeus (green monkey) is the source of this 4160-nucleotide messenger RNA. RefSeq names its product phosphoribosyl pyrophosphate amidotransferase (gene PPAT). Lineage: Eukaryota; Metazoa; Chordata; Mammalia; Primates; Cercopithecidae. The record is from RefSeq and is a predicted model, not a curated record. Gene Ontology annotation, biological process: purine nucleobase biosynthetic process. Gene Ontology annotation, molecular function: amidophosphoribosyltransferase activity.